Messenger RNA from Hyalella azteca, 7744 nucleotides. RefSeq lists its product as uncharacterized. Gene Ontology annotation, biological process: regulation of transcription by RNA polymerase II. Bases 222 to 4160 code for a protein of 1312 amino acids. The record is from RefSeq and is a predicted model, not a curated record. Gene Ontology annotation, cellular component: nucleus. NCBI's taxonomy places the organism in Eukaryota, Metazoa, Arthropoda, Malacostraca, Amphipoda, Hyalellidae. The transcript has 6 exons. Gene Ontology annotation, molecular function: RNA polymerase II cis-regulatory region sequence-specific DNA binding; protein binding; DNA-binding transcription factor activity, RNA polymerase II-specific.
CAAAAGAGGCUUUCGCUAAAAGAAAUUCAGCAACACUCGAUUUUUAUUUAUCCAAUUUGAGAAAAUAUCGUACGUUGUUUACCGUAUAAUUCUACGGUUUCCCCAGUUUCCAGUGGUUUUCAUAAAUUUUAAGAGAAGUAACUGCCCUGCAGAUAAACAUCGACACAUUAGGGGCUGAACAACUGAAAGAGAUGGUAGAGGACUUGUGCUAAGCAAGCGUCAUGGAGGCCGCUGACGAGCUCAUGCUGACGUGGAGCAACCACCAGCCCACACUCAUGCAGGAGGUGGCCAAACUCCGCUACAUGGGCGGGUUCGCUGACGUAACACUAGCGUGCGAGGGGCAGCUCUACCGCGCGCACAAGUUCGUCCUCGCGAUGUCCAGCGAGUAUUUCAGGAAUAUCUUCAAUUGCUCGAAUGUAAGCAGUGGCAGCAGCAACUUGGUGAUUCUGCUGAAGGAUGUGCCUUGCGCGGCAGUUGAGCAGCUUUUAGACUUCAUGUACACCGGGGAGGUGGCCGUGGACCGAGCUUGUUUACCUGCACUUAUCAGAACCGCCGAGAAUCUUCAAAUUAAAGGCCUUGCUUUGUCUGACCGCCUCCCUGAUGAAGGCUUCAGAGAUACAGCGAGGCAUGCUGCUGAUAAAGCUAAGCCCUCGUACAGAGAAGAGACCUUGUAUAGUGACGAGUCAUCGUUAUUGCGUUCAUUCAAUGCCGGUGACAUGAGAAGCAACACAAGUCCCCACGAUAGCAGAACUAAUCGUGGUCACUCUAUAUUAUCUUCUAGAGAAGGCACGAGUCCGCCAAGCAAACGGAAACGUCUCCAUGAUCCUAGUAGGGGUGGUACAGAUUCCCCUACAUCUGGUGCAAUACCUCGUAGGUGUAGUGUAUCAUCUCCUAGCCUUGCGCCGAGUUCUACAGGUCUAGUCAGUGGUGCUCUGCCACACUCUCCCUCCAUCUCUGACCUGCCCAAAUCUACUUCGUCAUCCCAACACCACUCGCUAGAACCUCCAGAAGCAAAACCUUCUUCACCGCGUUUCCCUCACUCCCGGUCGGAAUCAUCCACUCCUCUUGCCGUCGCUUCAAAUACUCCGCUUCGUUUCGGACAGAGUUUCAUCCCUCUAGCCCCACCCUCAGCCUCUAGUUCCCUUGACUAUAAUUCCCCUGCUUCUAGUUCAUGUCAGACUCUGAUGUCAUCGUCCAGUGUAACUGUCACGUCAGCGUGCUCUCUGCCUGAAGAUGUCGAAAUCAAGAAAGAAGCGGACGAGCCUGGCACCUCCGACUUGAAGAAUGCAGCUGUCGAUCCCAGCAGUGGAGCUGCCGAGCUCAAAGAGGAGCCACCUGGAGAUGACAUGGACGUCAGCCACGCCCUGGUGCAUGGGGACGAGGACGGCUGGCUGGGAGCGGGGAGAGCGGAUGGGGCAGCGGCCCUCAUGGCGGACGCCUCUGAGGACGACUCUGCUGCCCUGAGCGACUCUGACAACCCUGGGGUGAUGUGUUGGCCAGAGUCUCAGGAGAAGAGGUACAGGUGCGAGUGGUGUGGCAAGAACUUUAGAUUGUCAGUUCAUCUUAAGGAUCACAUAAGGACUCACACUGGAGAGAAGCCCUACCAGUGCCUCAUAUGCAAGAAGAACUUCACGCAGCGCUCCAACUUACGCACGCAUCUAUCAAAAAUUCACAACGAGCAACUUGCAUACGUCAAGACCAGACGUGGAGGGAAGUGCGGUGCCACGAUGUUGAUGACUCUCGAGCCUGGCGCUAACAUCUCCACUGGAUCAUGUGCAGUCUCUGAUGCAGGCUCAGCUCCCGCGUCUUUGUAUGCCAAGGUCUUGCCAUCUGAAGUGUAUGCUUCAGACAACACCAGUGCUGCUGAUAACCCCGGGUACCGUGGAGACGGGCAGCAUAGUGAAGGCAACGCGACGCUGGCAAGGACUGUCAACACGGCCGAGAUUGGCAUUGAUUGUUCUCCUCAUGGUUCUGGAGAUGAUACAAGAAGUCACCACAACAGUGGAAGUUACAAUAAUCCCAGUGCCAAGAAAAAAAGAUCGCGACUAUAUCCCAACUGUGAAGAAGGGGAAACGACACCAGUAGUUCCAUUCUUAUCAAAGAAUACAUUAAAUUAUCUUUACUUGGAAGAUUCUCCGCAAGUGGAUCCCGUUAAAGAAGAAACAAAUAGGACACCGAUAAAAGAUGGUGAACAGCGUCAGCACCACUCCCUCGCUACACCACUCUCUCCUGUGCCUCUGUCUGACCCUCUGCUCAAGACACUCUUAUUAAAAGGUGGUCCUCAUGUCGCAGGCGCUACCAAUACUGUCUUAACUUUCGAAUCUUCCUUUAAUAAUGAACACAAGUCCAAAACUUCGACAAUCAUUACAGCCAAGGAAUCAAUUUCAUCGCCUGUAGCUCCCGCUGCAUCUGCUGCUGACGAAUCCAAGGUAUUGAGGAGCAGCGUAGACUCAAACGCUGAAACCGGAGUGAUCAUGGCCUCUGUUGGUCAGAUGAUGGGGAGUGAGAGUCCUGCAACGGUAAUUGCCAACGAAAAUACCACAAUCUCGGCUACAUUUGCGUUCGGCCAGUCUUCCUUGCCAACUCCCAUAGGAAAAGAUGGCAUGAAGUCGCUCAUUCUCAUGGAUGUCGCGAACAAGCCGCAACAAACUCUCUUCAAAUUUGCGCCUGGCUUCGUGAAGUCUGACGGCAAAGGCUUGUCUGAACAUGAAUCCUUCAUGGUGAUUGAGGCUUCAGGUGUCGUGCCCCAGUCGCCGGUGCCCAUCACCGUGUCCGUAGCCAACCAGCAGCCUCAGCAGCACAAUAUGGAGAUCCUCCUGCAGGCCAUUGAUAUGAAGGAGACGUCACCGUCGAGUUUGAAUAAACAAGUGAGUCAAAUGAUUCCCGUGAUGGGCACCUCUCCAGUCAACGUCAACUGCCGACCUCCGCUCAUACAAAAGUUAGCGUCAAGUGUUUCGUCGUUGUCGCCACUUUCGCCCGCCAUAAGCUCUUCAAUAUUCUCUACCUUCGCGAUUCAAAGAAACAACAAUCAGAAUUCAUUUUCUAGCCCUCCUACACUCAUAUCUUCAACUAUGCUUCCCCCAAUACCAGGGAGCAAAAUCUCUGCUGCUACCCUGAACCUUCCCAUAUACUCCUUAUCUUCUUCCGCCCCGACAACGCUUCUCUCGCAUGUUUCUUCUCCUCUAAUGCACUUGUCUCCAGCAGCCACUUCUACCUCUUCCAUGCACCCUGCUGUGUUCCUCAGCCCCUCCACAUCCAUCGGUAGCAUAGCGGCGCCAGCUUCUCCUUUGCUAGCUUCUACGUCUGUUAUCGACACCCAGAGUGGGUCGUCUCCCCCCUUGCUGGUGCCCCCUGUGCUGGCCCUGCCCACCCCAUCGGGACUCCACACACCCACGAGCGCCGCUGACGCCAUGCAGCGCCGCAUGUCGUUGGUGAGGAAGGACAUGGAACAGCAACAGUUGCAGCACCAACAUCGUGUCACUAAACUUGGCAGCAGUAAUGAAGUGGACUCUUCUUCAGACUCCUCCAUGCGGUCGGGCACAAGUGGAGCAGGUCGCGGUAGAGACUUGAGUUCAAAUGCAGGCAUAGCGUCUCCUCGACUCCGGAGUCGCAUGUCGCCUGCCACGAGCGAGGAGGUAUCGCCUGCUGGCACUGCAAGCAGCGCUGCCAACAGCGUCUGCAACACAGCUAUACUGCAGCCUGUGCUCAGCUUUUCACCUCAGAUGCAGCCUAGUGUCGGACCUCAACAACAACAAAUUCUUUUGCCACACGUGCAAGCUGUGAAACACAAGCAAUAUCAACCUCGUACGGUGCACAUGCAGAAGCAAGGAACUGGACAAAUACUGCACCAUCAACAGAAACAACUUCAUAUACUGCCUCAACAGCAACCUACGUCGACGACGUCUCCCUCGUCCACUGCCGCCCAGAGCCGCGACCGAGCUCGUCCUCAACUCCAACAACAUCUGGUGGCUGCUACCUCACUAAGUCCUCUGAGCUUAGUAAAAGAGCGCUUAGUGACUCCAGUUAUCAUGGACACGAGUUGCUCAGCAACUAGCGGCACGAAUAACGGAGGUGGUGUCAUGUCUAACAACAACGUGCAUGGCUCAACGAGCAGCCCUUCAGGCGACGUUAACAAGCGACUUGACACUUCCACCUCAUGAGUGAGCUUUUGCUGCUGCCCGCGUAGUGUUUUCGAAUCUAAAUAAGUUACUCGUUGAUAGUGGGAUUAUGCAAGUGUUGAUCGAAAUUACCAUCUAAUUCGGCAAAUAAUAAACACGAUAACACGCUCCUUGUUAUUUCUUCGUUGUUGUAUCAGCAGUAAGUUAUAUACUCAUGGAACUAUCCUACAGUAAGGAUAUUUGGUCCCUAGCUUCACUACGGUCAUAUUUUGUCCGUGUUCUGAGUCUCCUCCUGCUGUCCGUGAUGCAACGUGUGUUAGGGGACAUUGGCGUGAAUUUUUUUGCGUCUGCUCAUCACCGAUGAUUCUGCAAUAUUGUCGACAGUAGUAGAUUUAUGGUAAUCAAUUGUUCAGGACUAUGUUUUAAAUUACGUCUCUUUUAAUUUGUUAGUACAAUUUAAUAGUUAAUUUAAAAUUGAGUGCACCAAGUCAUCCUCCCCUUUCGGGCAUCCGUUACUUCUAAUUCCUGGUGCUGCGAGUACAUUCAUGCUUGUCUUUCGGAAGAAAUUUGGUAAAAUUUUAUCCUUUAUAGGUUUUUUACGACAUGAAUUAGCGCGUAGCAUCCAGCGAAACAAUCAAGCUUUGAUCUGCCACAUCGAAUUUUUUUUAACAGAACAUUUACUUUUGACAUUUACGUGCAGUUAUCGACUGCAAAAACCGAUGCAAAACCGUUUACUAGGUUUCUAUGCUGUAAUGCGAUAUUUUGUUGGCAUGUUCUCUUCAUAAUUAUUAUUACAUUUAAUUUUACUGAUUAAUGAGGUUUCUCAAAUCAGAUCAAUGAUCUUCACAAUUAAUUUUAAAAUUUGAUGUUUUGUGGGAUAUGAGACAGGAUUUCCUUGGUGUCCAGUUUGCAUUAAAAAAUCUUAUUGGAGCAUGGGGUUUAAGUGAAACAAUUUACAAACGGAUCUUACAAAUCAUGGGAUGAGAGCGACUCGGAGAAAGUGGUCGGCUCACCAGACUUCUACUUUUUCCGUAAGCUGUCCCACGACCGUGUAUACGCUCUUACUUAGUUCUUCAGCAGUUACAAGCUGCUCAGUAAUUUAAAUCAAUGGCAAAACUUAGCAAUGUUUAGCUCUAUGUAUUCACUUGCUGAUCAUGUAUCAUUUUUGUAGCAUUUUAGGGUGUAUCAUAUAUUGCUGUUGUUGUUGCUUCUCAUAUUUCUUAAGAAUGUUUAGUAAAGUCUAGAUUUAUGUUGUAUGUGCCAUAUACGCUGGGAGGUCGAACGCAUGCGCAGUUGACUCUAUCUUAAGCGUCGACGCAAAACUACACAAAUUUUUCAUCAUAUCACACUACAGGUUAUUAACUAAAUCAACCCAUCGUAGUAAUCUAAAUAUCCUCGUGCAAAAUACGAUCGCAGCAAGAAUUUUGGUGAUGCAAACUAGUGUGAUCAUUUGCCAUCGUAAGCUAAACAAAGAAAUCUACGCUUCUCUGUCUCGGAUAGUUACACCGUAGCUAUUUAGUUGUUGAAAAUCGUUAGAAACACCACUGUAAAUAAUGAAUUACUAAAAUUUUUCUUCAAUUGACCUUUUUCUUCCAAUUUUUGUCCUCGACUUUGUUUAGUCGAAACGAUGACGAUUUGCUAUUGUCGAUUAUCACUGUACAUAAAUGGCCUUCGAUGAUCACACGGUGAUUCGCAAGAGAAUGUUCGCGUCGAAAUAUAAUGCAUUAGGAAACACAAAUACGCCUGCCUUCUUAAAUGUUUCAAUUAUCUACAAACCAUACAAAUUUGGUUCACAAACUUUGACAUCGAUUGCGUCGGCUCUCUUUCCCUUUGAACUCAACAAAGUUGAAAAUUGAAGACCUGCGAGGAAGAAGUUUCGUUAACAUUUCACUAGCCGUUCUCGGAUGUCCGGCAUCAUCAGGCAUAAAUUAAUGAGCUCCAAAUACCAGGUUGAAAUCGACAAGUUAUUUGUAUUAAAAUAAUCAGGCGUGUAGGCAUGUGGAUGUACCAGUUUUUGUGAAGUUCUAAUGAAAAAUGUUGGUCCUGUCAUCUGCAGCGCUCGUCUUGUUCAUUUGAAUGCUAUCUUUCUAUUCGAUACAAUUACUAGUGAUUGCAUGGAACUGAAGGUUUGUCAGAAUUUAGGGGUCGAUCAAAUCAACAGGCAUUCCUUCAAUCGAAAGAAAUUCGUCAAUCCUCAAGAAUAGCGUACGGAUGCUUUAUUGAACGCCUAUAGGGCGUCUAAGGGCGAGGGUUCCUAGUAUACAAGUGCUUUAGAUUCGAAUAAUUCAACGGUUCACAGCUUUGAAUCAAGUGGUAUGAGUUACACCAUGGACAGGAACUCCAUAUUAGAGUGAAGUUGAUUAUAUCAACGUUGGCAGUGUUGGAAACCGGCGAUGUAAGCGAAAAUGUUGAGAUAUUUGUCUAUUCAUGAUGCUGGGUGCGCUCUUUCAUUGAUGUUUAAAUGUAAUUAAAGCAUAUACAAGGCCGCGACUCCGGUAAAACAACAAUUGGCAGUUGAGGUUGAGAAUUUCGAAAACUGACAGCACUUGUGUUGCAAACUGGUCACGUUUGCAAUUAAGGUGGCGAUGCUUACGUCACAGAAAACUUUCGCGUCAUCUUCUAAUUCUUCUCAAAGUUUUAUCGCUCGCGGGAAAUUAUUUCCAAGUUCAUACUUUGUUUGCUAAGCCAUGUCAACCAAGUUAUUCUCCAAAAAGUCGGUUACUCUGCGUGCUCAUAAGCGGGCAUCUAACAUUAUGCAUUUGAUUGGCGCCCUCCUAUAGAGCAUGUCUGUUGUUUUGUUACGACCUCUGUGUUCACCGUCUCGUGCAGUCCUGCAUUGUGAUAGAAAGUGCGCAGUGGAUCGUGCAUACCUUAUCCUCGCCAGUCAAUGACCGUAUGAAUUUAUAACCUUGGUUUUGAAAAUUUAGGUUUCGAUUCCAUUUAAUAACAAUCUGACUUCAGUUUUCGAAUCAUGCGAAUGUAUUUGCUAUGAUAAUGUACAUUUAACUUGUUACAUCCAUAUAUCAUAAUAUCUUCUGACAAUGAAAGGCUUCUUUAAAAACAACUAAAAUUAUUGGUGCUAGAGUCGGCCGAUAAAUGGGAUACUAAUGGAGAUAUGUAUCAUUUAUGAGGGUUGUUACAAGCGACAUUACUCCUUAAAUGAUUUAUUCAACAAUAAUAGAUUACACCCGUAUCAAAAUAUAUUUUGACUAAUUUAUGUGGAUAAUUUUCUGGAUUCAAAGAAAUACUUGGGGGAGCUUCAAUAAUUGUAACGUUUUCAUCCUAACAAAGCUGUUAUGGUUCUUAGUUGCUAUAGUUAAGUUGGAUUGUUAGAUAAAAUAUUAGCUUGAGUUAAGUUCCGUGUUUAUUUACCACUAAGUUGUCACGAUAUAUUGCCUUGUCAAUUCAUGUGCAUUUGGCUAACAUUUACGCAUUCAUCAAGGCUGCCGUGACGUGUUCUCUUCGAAUGUACCUCUAAUUUCGUUGCAAUUUUCACUCUUUAUAACAUUGCUAAUAUUUAGGCGCGUGAAUUUCUAAGGACGCGUACUGGAGUGGCGAGAAUCACGGUCAUUUGCUCUGUGCAUGAGCAAAAUUCGGCCCAAUAUUAAAUAAACUGGACUUUGAAA